AUGGCAGCACAUCUCUUUAAUCGCAUUGGUCAAGUUGGGCUUGGUGUAGCUCUUGUUGGUGGAGUUGUUAAUUCUGCUUUAUAUAAUGUUGAUGGUGGUCAUAGAGCUGUGAUCUUUGAUAGAUUUGCGGGUGUAAAGAACUUGGUUGUGGGUGAAGGCACUCACUUCUUCAUUCCAUGGGUGCAAAGACCAAUUAUUUUUGAUAUCAGAUCAAGACCUAGAAAUGUUCCUACAGUGACGGGAAGUAAAGAUCUUCAAAAUGUGAACAUUACCUUACGUAUUCUAUUCAGACCUAUACCAGACCAAUUGCCAAGGAUCUAUACCAUUCUUGGUAUAGAUUAUGAUGAAAGAGUGCUUCCCUCUAUUACUGCUGAGGUUUUAAAAGCAGUGGUUGCGCAAUUUGAUGCAGGAGAACUCAUUACACAGAGAGAGGUUGUAUCACAAAAAGUUAGCGAAAGCCUUACUGAAAGAGCAUCUCAAUUUGGGCUAAUUUUGGAUGACAUCUCCAUCACACAUUUAACAUUUGGCAAAGAGUUCACCCAGGCAGUAGAACUGAAACAAGUUGCGCAACAAGAUGCUGAAAAGGCGCGGUUCCUAGUAGAGAAGGCAGAACAACAGAAAAAAGCGGCUGUAAUAGCAGCAGAAGGUGAUGCUCAAGCAGCAAUACUACUAGCAAAAUCAUUUGGCGUAGCGGGAGAAGGUCUCGUUGAACUAAGGCGCAUUGAAGCUGCUGAAGACAUUGCUUAUCAGCUAUCAAAAUCACGAAAUGUUACUUAUCUACCUCAAGGCCAAAAUGUACUCCUAAACCUUCCGUCACAAAACUGA
Molecule: messenger RNA, 825 nt
Organism: Parnassius mnemosyne (clouded apollo)
Lineage: Eukaryota; Metazoa; Arthropoda; Insecta; Lepidoptera; Papilionidae
Source: the annotation of a GenBank genome assembly